Molecule: messenger RNA, 2229 nt
Organism: Ornithodoros turicata
Lineage: Eukaryota; Metazoa; Arthropoda; Arachnida; Ixodida; Argasidae
Product: leucine-rich repeat and WD repeat-containing protein 1-like
Exons: 14
Coding region: 135-2144 (669 amino acids)
Biological process (GO): establishment of protein localization to chromatin; chromatin organization
Cellular component (GO): nuclear origin of replication recognition complex
Molecular function (GO): protein binding; chromatin binding
Source: RefSeq, a predicted model, not a curated record
GUUUUGUCAAGCUUUCACGUGUGCCGCGCAUUUCAGUUGAGGUGACAGGUGGUGAUAUGUGAUAUUGUUGUGUUAGUAAUAAUACUGGUACUCUUAUGGUUAUGGUGCUACUGUGAUCCUGUACAUGCACAAGAAUGAUAACCGCCAGUAAUAUACUCUCAAUUAUUGGCCAUAAAGCUCCGUCAGAAAUACGGAAGUUAGACUUAAGUGGCAGGGGCAUAAAAUGCCUAGACAAGGGUGAAUUCCAGGGUCUGGAAAAUCUUACUGAAUUGGAUCUCUCUCGAAAUGCUCUGAAGACAGUGCCUGACCUAAACCUCCCGAGUCUCAAGAAGCUCAACAUCGAGGAAAACUUAAUCCAGGAUGUCACAUUCUUGAAAAACUAUCCAAGUCUCACAGAAUUACUGCUAACAGGGAACCCCAUCUUGUUUGCAGAUCGGAAUAUUGCAGUUUCGCUGUUGCCAAAGCUGAAACUCAUUGAUGGAAACGAUUGUCAAUCUUUACGAAUCCUGGAAGCAAACGGGGACAAAAAAAUUAUUCCGCAGGUUGCACGUAUUUGGAAGUCAUAUUUCAAGGACAGUUUGACUUCGAAAAUGAGCGAGGAUGACGUAAGAAUUCUAAAAGCAGAUUUUCUCAGACGCUUACGACAAGCAUUCAUAGAAUGCAACGAGUUCCCGCAAAAGUUUAGGAAGUUUAAGGUUGAAGCACUUGGAGAAGAACUAUUUCAGGAGAAGGUGAGACGUCAAGCAUCACCUGGUCAGACAACACCACUGAAGCAACAGGUGAAAAGACAGGACCAGGCAACACGUACGUCCCCGAGGACGCCAGUUAGAAAUAGACAGACCCCAUCCAAGGAAGCCACGCCUCUAAAAAAUUACCUAUCCACAAAAGCUGGUGUCAGGCAGGUCUUGUUUGAUGGCGACCUACCCUCGCCGCGGAAGAGGAUAGCGUUGACGAAUGAAAUCAGCGCGGCUACAUCGCAAAGGAGUAGUCCUCGCAAGGCUUCUUCAAAAGGUGCUGUGAAAGGGGCGGAAGUGAUUGCUUUCCUUCGUUGUCACUCAGCGGACCCAGACGACUCCAACAGCCAAGUGUGGCACGCUGCCUUCGAGCCUGACUGUCUAAAGCCCGGAAAAUCAACCAGCACGGUUGCUACCUGCGGAGGCAGUGUGAUCAACUUCAUUGACUGCAGCACGGCGAGCGUGCUGAAACGUUACAAGCAUGGAAACCUAAAGGAGGAAUUCUUUUGUGUGGCAUGGUCUACGUUGAUAGUUGAAGGGAGGCUUACCACAAUAUUGGCCGCUGCUGGAAAAGCUCAGGAAAUAUCGCUGAUUCACCCGGAGCAACUAGUCUGCUAUAACACAUUUCCAGCCCACACUGGCUACGUAAACUGCCUCGCAUUUUGUAGGAGUCAGCCAGCGUGGCUCUUUAGUGGGGGCCUGGAUCAGAAAAUCUUUCUGUGGGACAUUGGGUGUCCCGUGAUCCCGAGCUACAAGACAAAAAUUCAAAAACUGCUGUGCUUGGACCCAGGCAGUGAAGUUCUCCAAAUACAAAUCAGCACGAAACACAACCACCUCCUUGCCGCGUGCCAUAGUGGGCUCUAUGGAUGGAAUUUUGAUGGUGUCAUAAAAACAAGCAGGUCACCAAAUGUGGAAUUCAAACUUCCAAAGAAGGAUGGUAGAACGCUGGAUGAACCUCUGGUGGACGGGUUGAUCAUCUUGCCAAACGACACCGUUGUGUCCAAGUGUUCAGGAAGUCAAAUGAUCGGCACAUGGAGCUUGUCUGCCAGUUUGAAAUCCAAGGACAAGCACUCGUACCAAAGGCAGAAGGUACUCGUGAAGUAUGACGGUAUAUACGAGUGGAGCACGACUCAAGUGGACUACCUCUAUCCUGCAGCAGCAGCAGGUACUCUGGCCUGUGGCGAUGAUGCUGGAUCGAUAUGGAUCUACAAUAUGGCUGCCACCACGGGCAGCAUUUCUCAGCCUGUUGAGGUUCUCAAAUGGCCAACCACCUUAGAAUGUGACGGUUUUAGCGUAAGAAAGAAAGACAAUAAGAUUAACAUUAACUCUGUGGCACUGAGCACUGAUGGAGGCUUCUUGGUUGCUUGCACAGACAUCAACAUCAUUUGCAUCUGGAAGUUACAUUCUUAGUCACAGUCAUGGCAACCAUUAUCAUGUUUGUAAAUGCUUUUAUUCAUCCCAUAAGUACAUACUAAAGUUUCUUUCCCAUAAAGUG